AUGUCAGCUAGAGAUUCAACUGAACCAGGCUAUACAGACACCCCAGAUCCAGCUGAACCAGGCUAUACAGACACCCCAGAUCCAGCUGAACCAGGCUAUACAGACACCCCAGAUCCAGCUGAACCAGGCUAUACAGACACCCCAGAUCCAGCUGAACCAGGCUAUACAGACACCCCAGAUUCAACUGAACCAGGCUAUACAGACACCCCAGAUCCAACUGAACCAGGCUAUACAGACACCCCAGAUCCAGCUGAACCAGGCUAUACAGACACCCCAGAUUCAGCUGAACCAGGCUAUACAGACACCCCAGAUCCAGCAGCUAGAGAUUCAACUGAACCAGGCUAUACAGACACCCCAGAUUCAACUGAACCAGGCUAUACAGACACCCCAGAUCCAGCAGCUAGAGAUUCAACUGAACCAGGCUAUACAGACACCCCAGGUCCAACUGAACCAGGCUAUACAGACACCCCAGAUUCAACUGAACCAGGCUAUACAGACACCCCAGAUUCAACUGAACCAGGCUAUACAGACACCCCAGAUCCAACUGAACCAGGCUAUACAGACACCCCAGAUCCAGCUGAACCAGGCUAUACAGACACCCCAGAUCCAGCUGAACCAGGCUAUACAGACACCCCAGAUUCAACUGAACCAGGCUAUACAGACACCCCAGAUCCAGCUGAACCAGGCUAUACAGACACCCCAGAUCCAGCUGAACCAGGCUAUACAGACACCCCAGAUCCAGCUGAACCAGGCUAUACAGACACCCCAGAUCCAACUGAACCAGGCUAUACAGACACCCCAGAUCCAGCUGAACCAGGCUAUACAGACACCCCAGAUUCAACUGAACCAGGCUAUACAGACACCCCAGAUCCAGCUGAACCAGGCUAUACAGACACCCCAGAUCCAGCUGAACCAGGCUAUACAGACACCCCAGAUCCAGCUGAACCAGGCUAUACAGACACCCCAGAUCCAACUGAACCAGGCUAUACAGACACCCCAGAUCCAACUGAACCAG
Molecule: messenger RNA, 1015 nt
Organism: Salvelinus namaycush (lake trout)
Lineage: Eukaryota; Metazoa; Chordata; Actinopteri; Salmoniformes; Salmonidae
Product: extensin-like
Exons: 2
Source: RefSeq, a predicted model, not a curated record